This is a messenger RNA of Laccaria bicolor S238N-H82, 963 nucleotides long. RefSeq lists its product as uncharacterized. The record is from RefSeq and is a predicted model, not a curated record. NCBI's taxonomy places the organism in Eukaryota, Fungi, Basidiomycota, Agaricomycetes, Agaricales, Hydnangiaceae. The transcript is spliced from 2 exons. Bases 1 to 963 code for a protein of 320 amino acids. Gene Ontology annotation, molecular function: metal ion binding.
AUGUCCAUAAGCGCCCCUUCACCGCCAAUCUUCAUCCCAGACGACAACGAGCUAGCGCUCCCGGCACCACUAACAUCCAGAAACCUCCAACCACGUUCCAGAGCAGUCUCCCUUGCUCGUUCAACACAUUCCGGUUCCCUCUCCCGACCUGCCUCACGCACAAGUUCCCGAUCACACAACAUGUCCACAAGCACAAGACACCGUUCAGACUCUCUCAGUUCCGCCGAAGAAUCGCUGUUUAUUCAAGCGCUCAUGCAGCCUGACACAGGCGAAGGUUCCAGCAGCUCACACGCGAGCCGGAUGGCAGGAGGGAAGAGGAGACAAACGGGAGACGACGUCCUCCGGCGGAGUAAACGACGGAGAAUCUCCUUUGUCGAUUGGAUGGUUAGCUCGGGCGAGGACGAGGACGAUGAAGCCGUCGACCAGCUUAUUUCCGAUGACGAAGACGAGAAGCCACUCCCUUCUACAUCUACUUCUAUCGCAGGUCCAUCUACACAAGGGACUUUGUUCAGCUCGCAAGCGAGCAGCAGCCUUUCAUCGCCUCCCGGCUAUGUGAGUAGCCCCAGCCUCGCAAAGAUCUUACAUGCCACCGAUAUAGAGCCGCAACCUAUCAAGUCCCUACACGAACCCAGCACCUCCACUUCCACGUCUACCAUCCCACCUGUCCCAGUCCCAGUGGCACCCUCCCCAGCCCCAGAAAAACAACCAGAGCCUCUAUCCGAAUAUACCUGCCCCAUAUGCUUCUUCCCCCCCACAAACGCAACACUCACUCCCUGCGGGCACAUAUGCUGCGGCGCGUGCCUCUUCACGGCUGUAAAAACGACGAUGCAUAGGGGGGCGAUGAUGCCUACCGGUGAACCGAACGUUGCUAGGUGUCCAGUGUGUCGUGCGGAGAUUAAGGGAUGGGAUGGACGAGGGGGUGGUGUCAUCGGAAUCAAAGCGCGUGCUAUAUUCAGUAUCUGA